AUGUCCCUGCGACCAAUUCUACGGGCAUCGGCAGCAGGCUGCUCAGCAUGUACGGCGUCCAGACUCGGCCACUCUACUUCACUUUGCAGCCUUGCUGUCAGUGCUGGGGCUCCAUCGCCUGCCCACGCCUGGCCCGCCCUGCGACAUCAGCAAGCGCUCCGCGCGUCUCUCACCGCCCGAGCGCGAUUCUCCUCUCAGAAGGCCGCAGGUGAAAUUGAGGCCGACAGUCGGACGCCACAGACACAGAGAUCCGGCGAUCAAGAAGAGCCUUGGUAUCUCCAAGAGGAGGCCCCCAGGCACCCCUCCCUGGUCCAACAAAGUCAAUCCUUACCAGAGGUGCCCGGAAAUGUCCCCUUGAUCCUGCACGACCUGGUGACAUACGCCGCCGAGGACAUGGGCUUGGAUGAUCUGAAGCUACUGGACCUGCGGACCUUGGAUCCUCCGGCAGCUCUUGGGCCCAAUCUCAUCAUGCUCUUCGGCACUGCCCGCAGUGAGCGCCACUUGCAUGUUUCUGGUCGCCAUCUAUUGUCGUGGCUGCGAAGAAAGGGCAUACAAGCCCACGCGGACGGCAUCCUGGGUCCUAAUGAAUUCAAAAUCAAAAUGCGCCGCAAGCAAAGGAAGGCGAAGCUGCUCGGCACCGCAGCCACGCCCAUGGGGCGAGACGAUGGUGCCACUACGCGCUGGAUCUGCACCAACCUAGGCACGAUUUCCUCUGCUUCACACAAGCCAGUCGAGUACGAGACACCGACCGGCUUCGGCACCAAGCAGACCGGGACCACCAUCGUGCUCCAGGCAUUUACCGAGUCUAAGCGGAAGGAGCUGGACCUCGAGCUGCUUUGGUCCCGUAUUUUGGCUCGCAGGGGUGACGACAACCUCAUCACGGACGACUUGGAGUACACCGAGGCUGACGCCCAUCCAAACGAAUUAUCUCUGUUCACCGAAGGCGGCUCCCCCAAGGUGUUCGCAACGCCAUCCCAACGCCGCUUUUUCUCAACGUCUCCGAGGCAGUCUCACCAGGUAACUGACCCGCCAGCCAGCGACUCAAUAACCACCCGUGUUAACUCUGCCUUAGGCCCUGCAGCUUUCAUAGCUUCAAAGGUGGCUGAGUUGGAGCGACUGCAGGCACGAUUUGCGAGUCUCGACUACGAAGACGCACUCAACGCACUGGAGGACUCCAACGCCGGACAACCUUCAGCAUACCUAAGCGCCUGGAAGCAGGCGAUCCAGCACCUGCGCCCUGAACAUAGCUGGCAAUUUCGACUGUGGUUAUGUGUGGCUGGUCGCCAAUUAGGGGUGCGACGAUUUGACCUGCCUCAUUUGCGAGAGCUUGUAAAUGAGAUGGAGCUUCUGGGCAUCAUAUGCCACCGCGGCCACUAUUUUGAGAUGCUUCAAACCGUGUAUUUGGAGCCUGCUGGAAGCAUGGUGUCAUUGUCAGACCAGUCAAAGCUCGCCCUCGACGUGUUGAAUGUUAUGUACGAGCGCGGCGAGCCAAUCAUGACGACGGACAUUAUCGUGUCGCUCAUUGAGUCGCUAGCUCGGACUGAGGCCCAGGGCAAACCAGGCAGCGAGCUCCAAAGGAUCCUGGAAAAGUUUUUGCUUCAGGCCGACCUGCCAUACAUGGGAGAAGAUGCAAUAAUGCGGCUGAUGAAUGCAUAUGUUGUUCAAGGGAAUUGGGAGCAAUUCUGGGAAGUCUGGUGCUUGCCGCCCAGGUUCCAAGAAUCACGGUCAAGGCAGCUUUACCUUCACUUGUGGGGGACCAUGGCCUCGACAAACCAUCAGAAACGAUGUCAAGAAGCCAUUCGAAGGUGUUUCCACGAGAUGUUGAAUGAGGAUCCUCCUGUCAACCCUGUCGCUGAGGUCAAAGAAGCCCUGGAGGCUUGCCUCACGAUUGCCGACCCACAGGCAGAGGGCAUCGCCAAAAACCUUGUGAUCAAAGAUCGCAAGGCGAGAAUGCUGUCGAUGCACGAAUUUGUCAUGAUAUACCGGUUGUUGAACCCAAAUUGGGUUACACAGCAGGCCUAG
This is a messenger RNA of Diaporthe batatas, 2022 nucleotides long. RefSeq lists its product as uncharacterized. Gene Ontology annotation, cellular component: mitochondrion. The record is from RefSeq and is a predicted model, not a curated record. Lineage: Eukaryota; Fungi; Ascomycota; Sordariomycetes; Diaporthales; Diaporthaceae. The transcript has a single exon. Gene Ontology annotation, biological process: mitochondrial proton-transporting ATP synthase complex assembly; mRNA stabilization; mitochondrial gene expression. Bases 1 to 2022 code for a protein of 673 amino acids.